UCUGCGGCGUCGGCGAGAUGGGAGCUCUGGCGCCGCUCAACGGCGGUGUGAUUCGCUACGCCGAGCUCUUCUGCGACCCUGCUCUGGCGUUUGCCAAUGGCUGGAACCAGGUGUACUCGUACAUUGUGUCCAUCCCUGCUGAGAUUGUCGCGGCGGCCGUCAUCAUCGAGUUCUGGAUCACCAUCAACAGCGCCAUCUGGAUCACCGUGCUUGGCAUCCCCAUGAUCGUCACCUCUCUGCUGGCGGUCCGCAUCUACGGCGAGCUCGAGUUCGGCUUCUCGCUCUUGAAGAUCAUGCUCGUUGUCGGCGUCAACAUCAUGGCCUUGGUCAUUACCUGUGGCGGUGGCCCAGACCACAAAGCGAUUGGCUUCGAAUACUGGAAAAGCCCCAACGGCCCAUUCGCCCAGUAUCUCGGCAUUGGCGGAUCCCUAGGCCAGUUUUUGGGCUUCUGGAAGACGCUGGACAAUGCGCUCUACGCCUACUCGGGAAUAGAAAACAUCACAGUCGCGGCUGCUGAGACAAGAAACCCUCGCCACGCAAUCCCCAUGGCUGCCCGACGCAUCUUCGUCCGUAUCGGGCUCUUCUACGUCGUCACCAUCUUCAUGGUUGGCUUGGUCGUUGCGUCUACCGAUGAACAGCUGCUGGGGUCCACAGGAAACGCAUCUCAGUCGCCGUUUGUCAUUGCCGCACGCAACGCUGGCAUCAAAGUGGUGCCGUCCAUCAUCAACGCCGUGGUCCUCACCUCGGCCUGGUCGGCAGGCAAUUCGAACAUGCUGGGCGGAUCUCGAAUCUUGUACGGAAUGGCAGCUCAGGGCCAAGCGCCGUCUGUCUUCAAGCGCCUCAACAGAUUCGGCAUCCCUUAUGUCGCUGUUUCUCUGUACGGCCUUUUCAUGGCGCUGGGUUACAUGACCCUGUCUAACUCGGCAAGCACCGUGUUUAACUGGCUGCAGGAUCUCGUCUCCAUCUCCACCUUGGUCAACUGGAUCACCAUCUGCAUUGUCUAUCUGCGGUUCCUGUACGGCUGCAAGAAACAGGGGAUCGACCGCCAGAAGGAACUCCCAUGGGCCGCUCCGUUUCAGCCUUAUACCACUUGGGCCUCUCUGAUCCUGUUCGUUAUCCUUUUCUUCACGGGAGGGUUUAAAACUUUCAUCCACGGGGAAUGGGCCAUCGAGUCUUUCAUUUCAUCAUACUUCAAUUUGCCAUUCAUCUUCGUUGUGUAUUUCGGCUACAAGCUCUGGUAUAAGACCAAGGUCAUUCCAUUGGAAGACAUUCCCCUUCGCUCUUUGAUCGAGUGGUACGAAAACGAGGAGCCAGAAGAGAAACCGAAGGCGCCGCGUGGACUUGCAAGACUUAACGUCCUGUGGUCAUAAAGCUGGUAGCAGUAGCUGUGACAUGUAGUUGAUCAUUUUAAAUAUACUUG
Molecule: messenger RNA, 1420 nt
Organism: Ilyonectria robusta
Lineage: Eukaryota; Fungi; Ascomycota; Sordariomycetes; Hypocreales; Nectriaceae
Product: aromatic amino acid and leucine permease
Exons: 1
Coding region: 18-1370 (450 amino acids)
Biological process (GO): amino acid transmembrane transport
Cellular component (GO): membrane
Molecular function (GO): amino acid transmembrane transporter activity
Source: RefSeq, a predicted model, not a curated record